Molecule: messenger RNA, 1495 nt
Organism: Leptosomus discolor (cuckoo roller)
Lineage: Eukaryota; Metazoa; Chordata; Aves; Leptosomiformes; Leptosomidae
Source: RefSeq, a predicted model, not a curated record
UUGAAGAAGCUGGAUCAGGCCGUGUCUGCUGCUCACACCUUCUUCGUCGCUAAUCCCCAGCACCUCCAAAUGCGGGAGGACAUAGAGAAGUACCGGCGUAUGUCAGGGGUGAAGUCGGACAACUUCCGGGACCUGGAGGCGACGCCACACUGGGAAGCAUAUGAGGCUGGGGUGCAGCACUACAGCGCAGAUGAGUACCUGCAGGCUGUGGCCAGGCUGGAGGAGUCACUCACAGAGGCACUGUCAGCACUGGAAGAGUGUCGUGCCCUGUGCGAAGGGCCUUGGGAGGAGGAGGAGGAGGAGGAGAUGCAACCUGGCCUGUAUGAAGCCAUUGCAGCCCAUUAUAUUCAGGUUUUGAAGUGCAGACAGCAGUGCGUCCUUGAAAUUGCCACAAAGCCGGGGCGGAUUUCUGCCACGGAAGAUUUCAUACCCUCUCAUCUUGACUUACUGCAGUUUGCCUAUGAUCAAGAGGAUCAGGAGAAGCAAAAGCAGGAAACUCUGGGUGUGGAAGAGAGGGAGAAGAGGGGUCCUUUGCCUUUUGAGGGUAUUGCUGUCACAAUGGAUUCCAGCCGGAUGAAUGGAUCCCAGAGGGUUGUGUUCGACAGAGUGUUGACGGAGUCUGAGUGUAAGGACCUUCUCCGGCUGACAAAGGCAGCAGGAGAAGCAGGAGAAGGCUAUAGGGCAAGACGGUCACCUCACACCCCACAUGAGAGAUUUGAAGGGUUGACCAUUUUGAAGGCCAUGCAGCUGGCCCAGAAUGGGGACGUGGACUGGAGAGACGCCAAAUUGCUUCUGCAGGCCAGUGAGAAAUCACGGCAAAUCAUAGAGUCCUAUUUUACUCCUGGAAAGAAACUCCAUUUCUCAUUCACACACCUUGUGUGCCGCACAGCUGUAGACGAGGAACAGGAAGGUCGCAUGGAUCUUAGUCAUCCUGUCCAUGCUGAUAACUGUCUCUUGGAUCCUGAGGGGCAAGAGUGCUGGCGAGAACCACCUGCCUACGUGUACAGGGACUACAGUGGCAUUCUCUACCUCAAUGAUGACUUCCAAGGUGGAGGCCUUUUCUUCACUGAAAUGGACACUGUGACUGUCACAGCCGAGGUGCAUCCUAAGUGUGGGAGGCUGGUAGCCUUCAGCUCUGGCAAGGAGAACCCCCAUGGCGUGUGGGCAGUGAGCCGCGGAAGACGCUGCGCCAUUGCUCUGUGGUACACACACUCCCAGGAACAUGCUGAGCAGGAACGGGUGAAGGCAGAGGAGCUGAUGGAGCAGAGGGCUGUGAGGCAGGACCGGCCUGAUGGAGAAGAACGUCGGGGGGCUGAUCACAGUGGCAGAUCCUCCUCAGAGCCUCCCAUUCCCAACAGUGGAGCCAGGCCCACAAGCCAGAGACCCAAGCCUGGCUCAGACAGGACACAGCACCCCAAGGAGCUGCGGGCCAGAGAUGAGUUCUGAGUACACAGGGCCCCGGAGGCAGGGCUGGCACACACCAUGGCCUGGCAGG